GGCGCGGGAUCGCGGAUCCGGGCGCAGCCGGGAGCCGGGCGCCAGCGAGCAACGGGCCGAGGAGCAGCCCCCGGCCCCCGCCUCCGGGCCGGCCCGAGCGCGCCCGGCCCGCCGCCCGCUCUCCACCGCCGCGCCUUCUCCCAGCCCCCCGCCUCCCUCCCUCGCCACUUUAACACUUGCCCGCCGCCUCUGCCGCCGAGUCCGCGGACAUGUCCUUCCCGCAGCUGGGCUACCCGCAGUACCUGAGCGCCGCGGGGCCCGGCGCCUACGGCGGAGAGCGCCCGGGGGUGUUGGCUGCCGCUGCAGCGGCGGCCGCCGCCGCCUCGUCGGGCCGGCCGGGGGCGGCGGAGCUGGGCGCGGGCGCGGGCGCGGCAGCGGUCACCUCGGUGUUGGGCAUGUACGCGGCGGCCGGACCUUACGCGGGCGCGCCCAACUACAGCGCCUUCCUGCCCUACGCCGCGGAUCUCAGCCUCUUCUCGCAGAUGGGCUCACAGUAUGAACUCAAGGACAACCCUGGGGUGCACCCUGCCACCUUCGCUGCGCACACAGCGCCGGCCUACUACCCCUACGGCCAGUUCCAGUACGGGGAUCCCGGGCGGCCCAAGAAUGCCACGCGCGAGAGCACCAGCACGCUCAAGGCCUGGCUCAACGAGCACCGCAAGAAUCCCUACCCCACCAAGGGGGAGAAGAUCAUGCUGGCCAUCAUCACCAAGAUGACCCUCACGCAGGUCUCCACCUGGUUCGCCAACGCGCGCCGCCGCCUCAAGAAGGAGAACAAGGUGACGUGGGGCGCACGCAGCAAGGACCAGGAGGACGGCGCCCUCUUUGGAAGUGACACGGAGGGUGAUCCGGAGAAGGCCGAGGACGAUGAGGAGAUCGAUCUGGAAAGCAUCGACAUCGACAAGAUCGACGAGCACGACGGCGACCAGAGUAACGAGGACGAUGAGGACAAGGCUGAGGUGCCGCAAGCGCCCACAGUGCCCACCGCCCUCGCUCGGGAUCAGGGAUCGCCCCUGGCGGCCGCUGACGCGCUCAAAACUCAAGACUCGCCUCUAGGCUUGGCUAAGGAGGCCCAGGAACCCGGCGGCACGCGCCUGCUGAGUCCAGGCUCGGCAGCGGGUGGCCUGCAGGGAGCGCCGCACAGCAAGCCCAAGAUCUGGUCACUGGCCGAGACGGCCACCAGCCCGGACGGCGCGCCCAAGGCCUCGCCGCCGCCCGCCAGCCAUCCUGGUGCGCAUGGGCCCCCUGCGGGCGCGCCGCUGCAACACCCCGCUUUCCUGCCCAGCCACGGACUGUACACCUGCCACAUCGGCAAGUUCUCCAACUGGACCAACGGCGCUUUCCUGGCACAGGGCUCGCUGCUCAACAUGCGUUCCUUUCUGGGCGUUGGCACGCCCCACGCCACCCCCCACGGCCCGCACCUGCCCGCGCCGCCGCCUCCGCCGCAGCCACCCGUCGCCGUUGCCUCCGGGAUGCUCCACGGCGACAAGGCCUCGGCCCGCAGCAGCCCCACGCUCCCAGAGAGAGACAUUGUCCCCAGGCCAGACUCGCCGCCACAGCAGUUAAAGUCGCCCUUCCAGCCCGUGCGCGACAAGCUGUACAAAGGGACGCGCAGGCAUCUGAAGUGUCACUCGGCAGCUGGGGCAGAGGAGCAGCAUUGCCAUUUUGUCGGAGCUCCCCGCUCAUGUGCGCAGCAGAAGGUGAAUCAAAGCGCCGGCGUCCGCAGCCCACGCAUUCUUCUUCACCGCUGUGGCGAAUCUCUGAGCUCCGAGCACCAGCAGAAUCACCGGCCCUGUUUGAGUUGAUAUAUUAAUAUUUACUGAGGAUUUGCAAGGUCGGGACUAAAUGUCAGCAGAUUGCUGGGGCAGUCCUGUGGGGAAUAAUUAAACAAAUCUCACAGCAGUUCAGCCUCUUAACAUCUUUAUUAAUCUUCCCCCCACCCUCCUGAAAGAGUAUGUGGAAAUAUUGCUUUUGCAACCUUAGAGGAAAUUCAGAAUAAGGGUGAUAGUAAAUAAGACACUGUGCUGUGGAUGUUUGCUUUGUAGGCCUCCUGGCCCCUCCCAGGCAGAUGUCCCAGAGGCAGGAGGGCUCUGAUGUGUGCAUUACAGCGCAGAGGUUGUCAUUCUCACCUGCCCCUCCGUCAGGUUUAUCCGGUCCAAUUUGCGGAGCACAGCCACUCGGUUCCUGUGAUUCGGCCCGCACCCUCUGUCCACUCUGCUGGCUCUGGAGGCCUGCCUCCUCUAACAUGAUUACAGCAUGCACUUUGCUACAAGUUGGACAAUUCUCUUUAAUAAGCUUCAUAAUUAGUGUUGGGAUGCCUCAUUACAAGUCAUAGCCUGUAGCAGUCCUAGGCCAAACGGCCCUCCGCAGUCUGAUUUAUUUUUUAUCAGGCAGCAGGAGCUGUCUGGAGUUUUUGUUUGUAUAAUGGGGACCCGCAUCAGGCCCCCAGUGUAAAAAUACCACCAGGAAAUUAAUUGCUUCUGUGUGGAUCCACCACAGAUGUGUCCUGUUGAUCAGAAUGGUAUAUUUUUGACUUUGCUAUCCUGUGGUGAGUUGUAAAAAAAAAUAAAAUGAAAGCCAGCAAUGCAAACAUAUUAGCAUCAAUAUAGAUUCAGCCUGGCAUAAUUGAAAACAUGGGGUUUCUGAGGAGGCUGGGCAGGGAAAGUCCAAGUUCCUGGUGAGACCUUUUCCUUCCUGUCCUCUUACACAAGGUUCUUAUUUAUUUGUUAAUAUGUGCAUGCAUUUAUUUAUUUAUUGCUUCCAAGUGGAACCACUUCCUGGCAGACAUGUGGCUGGAAUUGCAGUUGGUUUCUGACUGAAAGAUCUACUUAGAGUAACACACCCCCAGUGGGCGGGGAUGGUCUCCGUACCCCACACCUGACAUCAAGUCCCCUGGCUGAGGUCAGUGGCCUGACUCUCUCAUGAGCCAUGUGAGGAUACCAAGAAAAAGGUGGGUCCCACCUGCUCAUCUUGGAUGCACCCAGUGGGGCCUCUGGUGGCCUCAGGUGCAUAGGUCUUGUGUGGACUCAGGUCUGCAUGUGGGGCGUGUGUGUUCCAUGCGUGACUCAGCUGAGUGGGCAGGUCUUUGUCCUAUGCUCUCCGCACUGCUCCUAGCUCAGACAUAAAUAAAUGAAGGAGUCCUUCCUCCUCUGCUCUUUCAUUAGACCACUUGGUGCCUAAAUUCUGAUGCAGUAGCGAAUUAUUCCAACUGAGCACAGUGUGAGGAUGCUUUUGGAUUCAUCGGCCCCUGAAUUAAACUGCAGCCACACGUUCUGUUCCUGGCACCGGGUAGUUCAUUGCUGGCUAGUCCACAUGGGUCACCAUCAGUGGGGUUCAGUUUCAGUUCCCAUGUCCCUUUUAUUAAUUUUUUCCCAGAGGAGUUUCACGAGUUUCUCUCUCUGAAUCCUUUCUGAGACCCUUGGGAGGUCAGCAGUCUGAUUUUCUUGCUCAGCUCUGUGUUGGGUGGAGUUUAUAAGUUUUAGCUCUGGUAACUCAGCAGACAACACCUUACUCGUGGGAAAAAAAUAAUGUAAUGCUGACAGUGCAACAUUUUUGUUUAGGAAAAUAACUCGGUUUCAUAUGCAAAAGAACAGACUUGUCUGACUUCAUGUGUGCCCACAGGAGCAGCAGGUGUUUCUCAGCAGUGAGAACAGACACUAGAACCUUUACUGGUGGAUUUGCCAAGUCCUGUGGAUGGGAGAGUGCUAGCGGUCUCUGGGAAUGCCAUGGCGUGGCAGAGUA
This is a messenger RNA of Phyllostomus discolor (pale spear-nosed bat), 3741 nucleotides long. It is a transcript of the gene IRX1, whose product is annotated as iroquois homeobox 1. The transcript has 4 exons. Gene Ontology annotation, molecular function: RNA polymerase II cis-regulatory region sequence-specific DNA binding; DNA-binding transcription factor activity, RNA polymerase II-specific. Bases 210 to 1805 code for a protein of 531 amino acids. Lineage: Eukaryota; Metazoa; Chordata; Mammalia; Chiroptera; Phyllostomidae. Gene Ontology annotation, cellular component: nucleus. The record is from RefSeq and is a predicted model, not a curated record. Gene Ontology annotation, biological process: cell development; regulation of transcription by RNA polymerase II; neuron differentiation.